Messenger RNA from Ambispora gerdemannii, 336 nucleotides. Lineage: Eukaryota; Fungi; Glomeromycota; Glomeromycetes; Archaeosporales; Ambisporaceae. The record is from the annotation of a GenBank genome assembly.
AUGGCACAAGGUCUAUUAUUAAAAAAACACACUUCCUCGUCGCUACCCAUAAAAAAAAAGACACGCACAAAAAACAUUGGUCUAAAGAAAGGUGCACGUGUAAUAGCGCCAAAGAAACAAGGGAAAAUAAAACGGGAUGCUAUUCGUAAAAAAUUGACCACUGCAAUCAAUAAGGAUAUUGAGACGAAAAUGGCGAUACGUGCUGUUGCUGUUGGUGGUGGCAAGCAAUUCAAUAUUGUCAAGAUCGAUGAUUCUGAUGCGAAAGAACUGAUAAAACAGCGACAACAGGGAGGAGGUGGUAGUGGUAGUAAGUCGCUUAAUGGGAAGAAAAGUUAA